AUGGCUCGGACUAUGUGGGGCAUUAUGGAGGUGAGCGAACAACGAGGAAGGUACUUCAGUCAGGUUGAAUUGGAGCAUAAUGCGUUUUGGGCGAUUAAGAAGCUAAAUUUUGAUCUUGAGGCAUGCAAGGAGAAACGAAUGAUGCAACUCAACGAGCUCGAUGAAUUGCGGUUGAAUGCCUAUGAAAGCAAUCAUGUAUACAAAGAAAAAACUAAGAGAUGGCACGAUAAUAAAAUAUUGCAUCGCGAAUUUCACAAGGGUCAAUUGGUACUACUUUCCAACGCCCGUCUCAAGUCAUUUCCGGGAAAACUCAAGUCAAGAUGGUCCGGACCGUUUACUAUACUCGAAGUAUUUCCGCAUGGCGCAGUCGAGUUAUUGGAUUUCGAAACCAUAAAAUCUUUCAUAGUCAAUGGGCAGCGCCUCAAGCAUUAUUGGGGAGGAGAAUUCAAUCGCCAAGUGACUCCGGUCACUUUAGCUUGA
Erythranthe guttata (spotted monkey flower) is the source of this 480-nucleotide messenger RNA. Lineage: Eukaryota; Viridiplantae; Streptophyta; Magnoliopsida; Lamiales; Phrymaceae. The record is from RefSeq and is a predicted model, not a curated record.